AUGGCUACAUUUUCGUUGGAGCAACUGAACUUUUUUAAGUUUUCAUCUGUCGUACUUGAUGAAUUUCCAAUCGCCCUCCGCCAAGUUUUUGUUCACAUGUGGGACAAUCAAGUCGCUCCUACGCCAGGCUUUCAAAAAUGGGACGACUCACCUCUGGUUCGCAACAUGUUUCUCAGUAAAGAGGCUGGAAAGACAAAAUAUGUUCCAACCGCUAAAUCAUAUCAUGAGUGGGACUGCACAGCGCUGUUUGAAGUCACUCUCUAUGCUCAGAGCUUUGCCAUUCCGGACGGAAGUGGAGGGCUUUCAACUUUGAACAAAUUGUACGUGAAGCCCCGUCACUUACUAAGUGGAACAUUUCACCCUGUUAUUUCAAUUCCUGGAAACGAAGCCGAGACGUUUGCGUUAGCGUUAGAUCAGCUUCGUCUCCUAAGAAACGCACUGUGUCACCAGACAAGUACCCAAAAGAUUGACAAGACAACUUUUGAUUAUUAUAUAAAAUUAGCUAGAGAGGCGUUAGCUGCACUUAAACAAGACACAACCAGGAUUGAUGAGAUCGGGAAGCUUGAAGAAGAAGACUUUCCUACUGCCAGGCUUCAGAAGUUAGAAGAAGAGUUGAAGAAAGAAAAAGAUGUUGACGUCAAGUUUAAGCAAAUCAAUGAUCACCUCAACCAAAUCGAGAGUCAAAUUAAAACCGUCCGAUCAGAUGUAAAAACAUCAGUAACAGAUGUGCAGACAAAAGUGAAAGAAUUCAGGUCAGACGUCAAAACAGCAGUAACAGACGUACAAACGAAAGUGGAAGAAGUCAGAUCAGACAUAAAAACAUCAGUAACAGAUGUGCAGACAAAAGUGGAAGAAGUCAGGUCAGACGUCAAAACAGCAGUAACAGAUGUGCAGACAAAAGUGGAAGAAGUCAGGUCAGACGUCAAAACAGCAGUAACAGAUGUGCAGACAAAAGUGGAAGAAGUCAGGUCAGACGUCAAAACAGCAGUAACAGAUGUGCAGACAAAAGUGGAAGAAGUCAGGUCAGACGUCAAAACAGCAGUAACAGAUGUGCAGACAAAAGUGGAAGAAGUCAGGUCAGACGUCAAAACAGCAGUAACAGAUGUGCAGACAAAAGUGGAAGAAGUCAGAUCAGACAUAAAAACAUCAGUAACAGAUGUGCAGACAAAAGUGGAAGAAGUCAGGUCAGACGUCAAAACAGCAGUAACAGAUGUGCAGACAAAAGUGGAAGAAGUCAGAUCAGACAUAAAAACAUCAGUAACAGAUGUGCAGACAAAAGUGGAAGAAGUCAGGUCAGACGUCAAAACAGCAGUAACAGAUGUGCAGACAAAAGUGAAAGAAGUCAGAUCAGACAUAAAAACAUCAGUAACAGAUGUGCAGACAAAAGUGGAAGAAGUCAGGUCAGACGUCAAAACAGCAGUAACAGAUGUGCAGACAAAAGUGGAAGAAGUCAGAUCAGACAUAAAAACAUCAGUAACAGAUGUGCAGACAAAAGUGGAAGAAGUCAGGUCAGACGUCAAAACAUCAGUAACGGAUGUACAGACAAAAGUGGAAGAAGUCACGUCAGACGUACAAACGACAGUAACAGAUGUACAGACGAAAGUAGAAGAAGUGAAAACGGCAGCAGCAGAAGUCCAGACAAAACUGGAAAAUGUCGAAUCAGAGGUGAAAAUUGCAACAAGUGAGCUAGCAAAAAUAAAAGCAAACGUCGAUGACGUAAAACAAGCAGUUCAGUCCGUAAUCAAAAAAGGUAUGUAAAGCGUUCACUUGGUUUCCUUGCAAAACACUGGCUGAUCCGUCUUUCAUACUGGUAUUCAUCUUGCUUGGUUAGGAUAACUCGGGGGCACCCAACGAGAAUAUAGUUCAAAACCACCUAAACAUAACAUUGUUGAACGUAUUUUAGUAUUUAAACGGUAGAUAUAGGCAUAUUGUUAUCCCCUAAACAUUUUUCAUCUGUUCGGAUUUCCUAGCUGAAAGUCGUGAUCCUAAAAUCAAAGGGAUCAAAACUUACCUUUUCGAAAAUUUCAGCCAGAAGAAAGGCUUCCGAAAAUUCUAGAUGACCUUUUUACGGUAAAAAUCUGUUUAAAAUGGGCAAUUAUACCAUUUUUUAGAUUUUCGAAAAUCGUAGGAGAGGCAGGCAAGCAAGAAAAUUUACAACAAAUGUUCCGAAAAUUCUAGAUCUCAAAUCGUCUUUCGAACAGAUAUUUUCCGAAAAUUGACGUUGGGUCCCCCUGAUAACCGCCUUGCUAGUUACGUAUGUGAAGGUUCCCAAAACGAAUUCCUACUUAUAUUUUUAUAACUAGGUAUACCUAUCGAUAGAGUGCCAACGAGCAAAUCAUGCGUAUUUUGGAUAGGAAUGGAUUCCUUUUUUCCAACAAUUGACAGUUUCUUGGUCCCUUCCUGUUAAAAGGAUUAUUUUCUUGAAACAGAGGUGCUAUGCAAGUAUAAAGGUUCGGAGAAGAGUCAGUCCUCAGACUCCUGUGGCGUUACGAACCUGCUGUAUAAAAGUUUGAGGUGUCAUGAGGCAUACUUUUUUGAAAGAAUAAAACAGCUUGCAGAGAAAGCGAUCGGUAAUAUUUAGAGGGAAAUAUAAAAAAUAUCGUUUCUCUUACCACUACAAAAUUAGGGUCGGUUCGGUUUCACUUUGUAGAAAAAUAUUUGCGCAGUUUAAUCAUUGAAACCUCCUCUGAAAUUUCCCCAGGCUUUUUGUCGAGUUCCCGAUUGAAUUUUAGAAUGAUUCGCUACGCUGCUUGAUAUGUUUUCAAGGACAUGCGAUGUGCGGCACGUCGGUAUUUUGUUUUCGCUUUAUUAUAAACUCGGCCAGGUUUCGAAAAAAAUAGCGUUGUUUUCUUAUCCUUUGUCGUUCGCUUUAGGCUUGUAAUUCCUUUUCAUUCUUAUUUUUCCAUUUACUGGUUAGAUUUUUUCCCCAAGAUCUGAUUUUCCAACAGAAGCGACUUUAUUCUUCUUAUCAAGCUUUCCUUAUCUCCUCGUGUAAUCUGAUCCUUCUUAGUGGUGAGAAUUGCUUGUUUCACAUGGAAAACUUUUCUUUGAUUAAACUGUUGUUUUACAAGCUUCUCUUCGUUAAAACCUUACAUUAAUAGCCCCCAAAUUAAUACAAUGUAUCAAGUUUUCAUUUUCCUUGACUGCCGGGGCCAGAUUUAGGUGAAUAAACAAUAAAAGCGUACCACAUUCAAGUUCAAUCUUCGCUUGCCGCCGAGAAAAGAACACAUGUGCGCCAAGUAUAGUUUACCGCCUUUUGAUUGGCUGAAACUGUCACACCACUUGGUCUCAGGGGAAUCUACAUUACAUGAGGUUACACUUUUUGGGUGUGUUCCUUUCGGCGAAUCCAAAAACGGAUUUUUGAUCCUAGAUUUACCAGAUUUCGCGGUCGAAAGGAACGUGAAAUCCGAAAUUGGAUUUGUUACCUUGGUAACCUUUCGCCAACGCGUGCAAUACGCACGACAGCCUCUCAAAAAAUGACGUGUUUUCUACUGUUUGACAAAUUAUGCGAUCAUACCGUGCAGAAUUUAGUGGUCGGCAGUUCGAAUAGCGACGAUGCAACAUAUAAAACAGACAAAGAAAGAAGCCCAUUAAAAUUGAAAUUUAUCUAAAGAAUGUCGGCCAGUUUAAUCCAGUUCCAUAGCUCGGAUUUUUUUAUGUAACACGAUCGAGUGCCUGUCGCGUCUACAAGCGAGUUUGUAGUUAGAUAGCAGUUCAUUUGUUACUUUUACUUAUUUCUGAUUUCAAGCAAUCUUUUGAGACUAAUGGUAAGUAUAUGGAUAUUUUAAUGUACCAGGAACAAUCUUCUAAUGUUUUCAGAUGUUUUGCGGCAAAUGACAGCAACGAGGAAACUCUACGGCCUCCGCCUCUAUGGGAAUACUUCAACUGGAAAUACCGCUGGAUCAUCUGACUAAUUUCGGAUCCACUGUGAAUGGAACAGUGUAGAUCACUAAUCCGUUAAUCUGGAUUUGGAUUCUUCGGAUUUCAAAUCCAAUGAAUCCUUUUUCAAAAAGGAUUCACCAGCUCAAAAAUCCGGAUUUGGAUUUGCCGAAAGGAACGCGAAAUCCGUUCUUAGAUCUAAAAUCCGUUUUUGGAUUCACCGAAAGGAACACACCCUUUGAAGCUCGAUCGAGAAUUUUUCUGCCUACAGCCUAGCCUCCCCGCAGACGUCCUUUGGGGUUCGUUUGUCACGCAUUCAUUUCUCCCCCACGAACGAUUGGGUUCGAUUGGUUUUUGGUUCGGUUUCGUUCGAUUAGCUACGCCGGGAUUAAAGGAUCUACAGCUGUAGUCGAUUGAACGUUUACCCUAGCCUGGUGCGGUCGUUAUAUCUCAGUCUUUUUAAUAUUAUUUUUAAUUACAACUACAAAGUUAUCAUUAUUCCCUGCAAUGUAAUUUGUUUGCGUUGUCUCUUCAGAUUUAUUUGUGCCCGACUCGUCCAUACCUGAUGAAUUACCAAACUUUGUUGGCCGCGACAAAGAAUGCAAAGCAGUAGAACAUCAUUUAACAGAUGAAGUUACUCGACUGGUCAAUGUCUGGGGUCCUCCUGGAUUUGGAAAAACAUCAGUGGCCAUCAGUGUGGCGCAUCACUUACAAGAGAAGAAUUUUCCAGUUUACUUUGCAUCCGUUCGUGGAAUGAAAAGUAUGGAGGAUUUAGUGUCGAAAUUGCUAAGUAUCUUCGUAGACGAUAAACAGGUGAGCCGCAUUUCAUCGUCUGACCUCGUCAUUCAAUGUUUACAGCAAAUUCGAAAUCCUUUUGUCUUAAUGCUAGACAAUGCCGAUGAUUUACUCGAAUCUGAGGAUGCCAAACGGAAACAGCACGUGCUUCGAUUUAUUGAGGAAAUCAUUACUCACUGCAAAGAAAUCAAGCUUCUCCUAACUACUCGUGAAAGUCUCGACUACUUAAGCCACAAGCUUUCCAUCCACUUGGAGAAAAUUAACGUAUUGGAUGGAAUUUCGUCAGCGCAUCUGGUAAGGCUGUUGUUACCAGAUGCCUUGGAAGAUGACUGCAAAUGUGUCGUGAGGGAAUGUGGAAACGUUCCUUUGUCCAUGCGACUAAUGUGCAGCAUCAUUGACGAAGCAAAUAUAUCCAUAAAUGCGCUUUUAGAAGAACUAAGCGAUUCAACGAUAGUCGAAGUUUUGAACAGUGAAAGCUUUCCUGACGAUUUCCGGCUUAAAUCUGUAAUUGACACAUCUUUUAAAAGGCUCAUGAUUCCCGAACGAAACGCAUUUGUUUCGCUUUCUGUUUUCCCUGGGUGGUUUGGAAUAGAGGAAGCUCAAGCCAUAUUAAAUGUAAAAUCAGAGGUUAAAACCAAGCAAAUCAUUCGAUCACUGGAGAGAAAGUCCCUUAUACAUUGUGGACACAGUUUUAGCCGUUUUACACUCCAUUCACUUUUACGGUCCUUUAUUAAGGAUAAAGUAAAGAAUGACGAAGCGGUUGAAGCUGUAUUUAUAGAUGCACAGGUUCAGUUUUAUGACCAUUACAUUUCUAGGUGUGAAAUUGCUAACAAAAACUUCCUAACAGGAAGUUAUUCAAAGGCCUUCAGAAAUUUCCUUGAUCGGCGUGAGUGCAUCAUUUCAUCCCUUUCUAAUGGACCUGGAAAUGACAUUACCUACACCAAGGCUGUAGACUUGUUAUCUGAAGCAAAAUCAUUUCUCUAUGUUGCACUGCAUGGUGAAAAAAAGUUAUUUGAGCGCCUUUAUGACAUAGCAAUAGAAGAAGCAAAAACUAGGGAAAAUGUCUGCGACCAAAAAAUGUUACUCUCUGCCAAAGAAUUUCCUCUUAGUGAGUGGUAUCAGCCAGAUACUGCUAAAAGCUACUUCUGGCUUGGUAGAGUGCAGCGUGAAGCGGGAGACCUGACAACAGCACUGGAGUCGGUACAGUUGAGCGUACGAUUAAGAAAACAACUGUUAGGAGAUCAUCCUGAUACAGCCGACGACUUUCAUGAGCAAGGCAUUAUCCAUUAUGCAAUGAAUGACAACAAGUCGGCUGUUGAAGCAUUCCAGAAAGCAGCAGACAUAAAUUUAUCUUUGCGUGGAGAUCACAAAGAAACGGCACGCAGCUACCACAGCCUUGGUGUGGUGCAGAAAGAGAUAGGGCACUGUGAGGGAGCUUUAGAUUCUUUUCAAAGAGCAGCAAACAUGAGAUCAAAUCUUCUUGGUGAUCACAAAGACACGGCGUCCAGCUGCUAUUGCCUUGGUUUUGUCCAGCGCGACAUGGGAGACCUUAAAGGGGCUCUGGAUUCUUUACAAAGAGCAGCAAACAUAAUAUCAAAUCUUCUUGGUGAUCACAAAGACACGGCGUCCAGCUGCUAUUGGCUUGGUAAAGUGCAGCGCGACAUGGGAGACCUUAAAAAUGCUCUGGAUUCUUUACAAAGAGCAGCAAACAUAAGAUCAAAUCUGCUUGGUGAUCACGAAGACACGGCGUACAGCUUCUAUUCGCUUGGUUUAGUGCAGCAUGACAUGGGAGACCUUAAAGGGGCUCUGGAUUCUUUACAAAGAGCAGCAAAUAUAAGAUCAAAUCUUCUUGGUGAUCACAAAGACACGGCGUCCAGCUACUGUUGGCUUGGUUUUGUGCAGCGCGACAUGGGAGACCUUAAAGGGGCUCUGGAUUCUUUCCAAAGAGCAGCAAAUAUGAGAUCAAAUCUUCUUGGUGAUCACAAAGACACGGCGUCCAGCUGCUAUUGGCUUGGUAAAGUGCAGCGCGACAUGGGAGACCUUAAAGGGGCUCUGGAUUCUUUCCAAAGAGCAGCAAAUAUAAGAUCAAAUCUUCUUGGUGAUCACAAAGACACGGCGUCCAGCUGCUAUUGGCUUGGUAAAGUGCAGCGCGACAUGGGAGACCUUAAAGGGGCUCUGGAUUCUUUACAAAGAGCAGCAAACAUAAGAUCAAAUCUUAUUGGUGAUCACAAAGACACGGCGUCCAGCUGCUAUUGGCUUGGUAAAGUGCAGCGCGACAUGGGAGACCUUAAAGGGGCUCUGGAUUCUUUACAAAGAGCAGCAAACAUGAGAUCAAAUCUUCUUGGUGAUCACAAAGACACGGCGUCCAGCUGCUAUUGGCUUGGUAAAGUGCAGCACGACAUGGGAGACCUUAAAGGGGCUCUGGAUUCUUUACAAAGAGCAGCAAACAUAAGAUCAAAUCUGCUUGGUGAUCACGAAGACACGGCGUACAGCUUCUAUUCGCUUGGUUUAGUGCAGCAUGACAUAGGAGAUCUUAAAGGGGCUCUGGAUUCUUUACAAAGAGCAGCAAACAUGAGUUCAAAUCUUCUUGGUGAUCACAAAGACACGGCGUCCAGCUACUGUUGGCUUGGUUUAGUGCAGCGCGACAUGGGAGACCUUAAAAAUGCUCUGGAUUCUUUACAAAGAGCAGCAAACAUGGGAUCAAAUCUGCUUGGUGAUCACGAAGACACGGCGUACAUCUUCUAUUCGCUUGGUUUAGUGCAGCAUGACAUUGGAGACCUUAAAGGAGCUUUGGACUCUUUACAAAGAGCAACAGACAUAAGAUCAAAUCUUCUUGGUGAUCACGAAGACACGGCGUCCAGCUACUGUUGGCUUGGUUUAGUGCAGCAUGACAUGGGAGACCUUAAAGGGGCUCUGGACUCUUUACAAAGAGGAGCAAACAUAAGAUCAAAUCUUCUUGGUGAUCACAAAGACACGGCGUCUACCUACGAUUGGCUUGGUAAAGUGCAGCGCGAUAUGGGAGACCUUAAAGGUGCUCUGGAUUCUUUACAAAGAGCAGCAAACAUGAAAUCAAAUCUGCUUGGUGAUCACGAAGACACGGCGUACAGCUUCUAUUCGCUUGGUUUAGUGCAGCAUGACAUGGGAGACCUUAAAGGGGCUCUGGAUUCUUUACAAAGAGCAGCAAACAUAAGAUCAAAUCUUCUUGGUGAUCAGAAAGACACGGCGUCCAGCUACGAUUGGCUCGGUAAAGUGCAGCGCGACAUGGAAGACCUUAAAGGUGCUCUGGAUUCUUUACAAAGAGCAGCAAACAUAAGAUCAAAUCUUUUUGGUGAUCACAAAGACACGGCGUCCAGCUGCUAUUGGCUUGGUAAAGUGCAGCGCGACAUGGGAGACCUUAAAGGGGCUCUGGAUUCUUUACAAAGAGCAGCUAACAUGAGAUCAAAUCUUCUUGGUGAUCACAAAGACACGGCGUCCAGCUGCUAUUGGCUUGGUAAAGUGCAGCGCGACAUGGGAGACCUUAAAGGGGCUCUGGAUUCUUUACAAAGAGCAGCAAACAUAAGAUCAAAUCUGCUUGGUGAUCAGGAAGACACGGCGUACAGCUUCUAUUCGCUUGGUUUAGUGCAGCAUGACAUGGGAGACCUUAAAGGGGCUCUGGAUUCUUUACAAAGAGCAGCAAACAUAAGAUCAAAUCUUCUUGGUGAUCACAAAGACACGGCGUCCAGCUACGAUUGGCUCGGUAAAGUGCAGCGCGACAUGGGAGACCUUAAAGGUGCUCUGGAUUCUUUACAAAGAGCAGCAAACAUAAGAUCAAAUCUUCUUGGUGAUCACAAAGACACGGCGUCCAGCUGCUAUUGGCUUGGUAAAGUGCAGCGCGACAUGGGAGACCUUAAAGGGGCUCUGGAUUCUUUACAAAGAGCAGCAAACAUAAGAUCAAAUCUUCUUGGUGAUCACAAAGACACGGCGUCCAGCUGCUAUUGGCUUGGUAAAGUGCAGCGCGACAUGGGAGACCUUAAAGGGGCUCUGGAUUCUUUACAAAGAGCAGCUAACAUGAGAUCAAAUCUUCUUGGUGAUCACAAAGACACGGCGUCCAGCUGCUAUUGGCUUGGUAAAGUGCAGCGCGACAUGGGAGACCUUAAAGGGGCUCUGGAUUCUUUACAAAGAGCAGCAAACAUAAGAUCAAAUCUUCUUGGUGAUCACAAAGACACGGCGUCCAGCUGCUAUUGGCUUGGUAAAGUGCAGCGCGACAUGGGAGACCUUAAAGGGGCUCUGGAUUCUUUACAAAGAGCAGCUAACAUGAGAUCAAAUCUUCUUGGUGAUCACAAAGACACGGCGUCCAGCUGCUAUUGGCUUGGUAAAGUGCAGCGCGACAUGGGAGACCUUAAAGGGGCUCUGGAUUCUUUACAAAGAGCAGCAAACAUAAGAUCAAAUCUGCUUGGUGAUCACGAAGACACGGCGUACAGCUUCUAUUCGCUUGGUUUAGUGCAGCAUGACAUGGGAGACCUUAAAGGGGCUCUGGAUUCUUUACAAAGAGCAGCAAACAUAAGAUUAAAUCUUCUUGGUGAUCACAAAGACACGGCGUCCAGCUACGAUUGGCUCGGUAAAGUGCAGCGCGACAUGGGAGACCUUAAAGGUGCUCUGGAUUCUUUACAAAGAGCAGCAAACAUAAGAUCAAAUCUUCUUGGUGAUCACAAAGACACGGCGUCCAGCUGCUAUUGGCUUGGUAAAGUGCAGCGCGACAUGGGAGAUCUUAAAGGGGCUCUGGAUUCUUUACAAAGAGCAGCAAACAUAAGAUCAAAUCUUCUUGGUGAUCACAAAGACACGGCGUCCAGCUGCUAUUGGCUUGGUAAAGUGCAGCGCGACAUGGGAGACCUUAAAGGGGCUCUGGAUUCUUUUCAAAGAGCAGCUAACAUGAGAUCAAAUCUUCUUGGUGAUCACAAAGACACGGCGUCCAGCUGCUAUUGGCUUGGUAAAGUGCAGCGCGACAUGGGAGACCUUAAAGGGGCUCUGGAUUCCUUACAAAGAGCAGCAAACAUAAGAUCAAAUCUGCUUGGUGAUCACGAAGACACGGCGUACAGCUUCUAUUUGCUUGGUUUAGUGCAGCAUGACAUGGGAGACCUUAAAGGGGCUCUGGAUUCUUUACAAAGAGCAGCAAACAUAAGAUCAAAUCUUCUUGGUGAUCACAAAGACACGGCGUCCAGCUACGAUUGGCUCGGUAAAGUGCAGCGCGACAUGGGAGACCUUAAAGGUGCUCUGGAUUCUUUACAAAGAGCAGCAAACAUGGAAUCAAAUCUGCUUGGUGAUCACGAAGACACGGCGUCCAGCUACCACAAGCUCGGUUUAAUGCAGCGUGAUAUGGGAGACCUUGAAGGAGCUUUGGACUCCUUACAAAAAGCAGCAAACAUGAGAUCGAAUCUGCUUGGUGGUCACAAAGACACUGCCAGCAGCUACCAUGGGCUUGGUGUUGUGCAACAUGGAAUGGGAGACUUGAAAGGAGCAUUGGAAUCUUUGCAAAAAGCAUUAGACAUGAGAACUAAUCUGUUUGGUGAUCACGGAGAUACGAUGAGCAGCUUAAAUGAAUUACGUGCCGUCCAGAUAAAAUUGUCACCAGGGCGUUCUUUCUUUGGCAAAGUAUUUAGGCGGAAAAAUGGACACGAAAAUAAUGACAAGUUAUAA
Porites lobata is the source of this 10347-nucleotide messenger RNA. Lineage: Eukaryota; Metazoa; Cnidaria; Anthozoa; Scleractinia; Poritidae. The record is from the annotation of a GenBank genome assembly.